This is a messenger RNA of Symbiodinium natans, 840 nucleotides long. The record is from the annotation of a GenBank genome assembly. Lineage: Eukaryota; Dinophyceae; Suessiales; Symbiodiniaceae.
AUGGAGGACUCCCACGUCGCACUGCCUACAGUGCUGCCGGCAGGAUGCGACGGCGAAGCAGGAUGGGGUCGCAUCGCUUUGUUCGGCGUGCUGGAUGGGCACGGCGGAGCGGAGGUGGCCAGAUUCUGCAGCCGGCAUCUUCCGCAGGAGCUCUUGAAGUAUCCGGCCAACAGCGGGGCAGAGGUCGAAGCCGCCCUCCGAGGCUCCUUUGCCAAGUUGCAAAACAUGCUGGAGAGUGGAGACUAUGCUGACGAGCUGACUUCACAGCGGUCAGCCCUCUACGCAAGGCUUUUGCCCCCGGGCGAAAGCUGUGGAACAAAGGGGGGAUCGACGGCGUGCAUCUGUGCCGUUACCGAGACGCAGAUCAUCACUGCCAAUGUGGGGGACAGCCGCGCGGUGCUCUCUCGCGGCGGCCAGAGCAUUGCGCUCAGCGAGGACCACAAGCCCGAGAACUUUGCCGAAAAGCAGCGGAUCGAGGCUGCUGGUGGCUUUGUCAGCUUCCGGUCCGGACACUGGCGGGUCAAUGGCGACCUGAACAUGUCCCGUGCUUUAGGCGACGUGGAGUACAAGGACGUCAUCAGCUCCACGCCGGAUGUGACAAUUCACGAUCGCAGUCCCGAGGAUGAGUUUCUGGCAAUCUUUUCUGACGGCGUCAACAAGACCAACCAGGAGGUCGUGGACUUUCUCUCGGAGCGGCGACCAGUUGGGAAGGAUGCAGAGACGGCAGAGGCAUUGGUCAGCAGCUGUGUCUCGGGUGGUGACAACGUUACUCUCACUGUCGUCCGUCUAGACAACAGCUGGAAGGGGCUGCGCAGCCGGCCGAGGCGAAGCAUCACCUAG